ACACAACCCACAAGCAUCCCUCUCGAACACCCACUUCUCUCCUAAAACCAUAAGAAAGAACCAAAAAAAAAAUGGUGGCUGCAAGUCCCGGCGGCUCAAUGAAGAGCUUAACCAUCCAAAUCCUAACCGGAAGAUGGUUCAUGUUCUUCGGGAGUCUCUUAAUCAUGUCGGCGGCUGGAGCCACUUACAUGUUCAGUCUCUACUCAGGCGAUAUCAAGAGAACCUUAGGCUACGACCAAACCACUCUCAACCUCCUCGGUUUCUUCAAAGAUCUUGGAGCCAACGUUGGUGUCCUCGCGGGUCUAAUCAACGAGGUGACUCCUCCUUGGUUCGUCCUCAUUAUCGGAGCCAUACUUAACUUCUUUGGCUACUUCAUGAUUUGGCUCGCCGUCACAGAACGGAUCUCCAAGCCUAAAGUUUGGCACAUGUGUCUCUACAUCUGCGUUGGAGCCAACUCGCAGUCGUUUGCUAACACCGGAUCGCUCGUCACGUGUGUCAAGAACUUCCCGGAGUCACGUGGUGUUGUCUUGGGGAUUCUCAAAGGAUAUGUCGGUCUUAGCGGCGCCAUUAUUACACAGCUUUACCAUGCUUUUUAUGGUGACGAUACCAAAUCUCUCAUCUUGAUGAUCGGUUGGUUACCUGCAGCAAUCUCGUUUGCUUUCUUGAGGACGAUAAGGAUGAUGAAAGUGGUGAGGCAGACAAACGAGCUAAAGGUUUUCUAUAACUUCCUCUACAUCUCGCUCGGGCUAGCGACGUUUCUCAUGGUGGCCAUCAUCACCGACAAACUCUCCGGCUUUACACAGAGCGAGUUUGGUGGCAGCGCCGCCGUGGUGAUCAUCUUGCUUAUUUUGCCGAUCAUAGUCGUCGUCUUGGAAGAGAGGAAGCUAUGGAAUGAUAAACAAGUCGCCUUCAACAAUCCAGCACCGAUCAAUAUCGUCACCGAGAAACCAAGCUCAGAUUUAUCAGAGGUCAAAGCUCAUCAUGACGAAGAGUCAAAGGAGGAAGAAGAGAAGGUUAAAACGGCGUCGUGUUGGAAGACUAUGUUUAGUCCACCGGAAAGAGGAGAUGACUAUACGAUCUUGCAAGCGUUGUUUAGCGUAGACAUGUUGAUCUUGUUCUUAGCGACGAUCUGUGGUGUUGGAGGGACUUUGACGGCGAUAGACAAUUUGGGCCAAAUAGGAAGCUCGUUUGGUUAUCCAAAGAGAAGCGUAAGCACGUUUGUGUCACUAGUAAGCAUAUGGAAUUACUUUGGUCGUGUGGUUUCAGGUGUGAUCUCUGAGAUCUUCUUGAUCAAAUACAAAUUCCCAAGACCUCUCAUGCUCACACUGAUCCUACUCUUGUCCUGCGCCGGUCACCUCCUCAUAGCAUUUAACGUCCCUGGUGGACUCUACGUUGCAUCAGUCAUCAUAGGGUUUUGUUUUGGUGCGCAAUGGCCGCUUCUGUUUGCAAUAAUCUCCGAGAUUUUCGGGCUAAAGUACUACGCAACAUUGUAUAACUUUGGCUCCGUGGCAAGCCCGAUCGGGUCUUAUUUGCUUAACGUUCGGGUCGCCGGAUAUUUGUAUGACGUGGAGGCAGAGAAGCAAAACAAUGCAUUAGGGAUAGAUAGAAAGGAAGGAAGACAAGAUUUGAGUUGCAAAGGCACGGUUUGUUUUAAGCUGUCUUUUAUUAUAAUUACCGCGGUAACUUUGCUUGGUGUAUUGGUCUCGACGAUUUUGGUUAUCCGGACCAAGAAGUUUUACAAGAGUGAUAUCUACAAAAAGUAUAGAGAAAAAGCGUUGGCCGCCGAGAGUGAGAUGGCAGCGCCGGCUCCGGCUAGAUUGACGGUGGCUGAAGAAGAGAAGGAUGGUGUUAAAGGCAAAGUAGGGUAAAGUUAUGAUUGUUAAGAGAUAUACUACUAGAUAAGAAAGUGUGGUGAAGUAUUUUGUAAACAUAUAAUAUGUUCCCAAUGUAAGCUAUUGAAUGAAACCCAUCAGUCUAUCCUCUA
Eutrema salsugineum is the source of this 1984-nucleotide messenger RNA. Its product is annotated as protein NUCLEAR FUSION DEFECTIVE 4. The transcript is spliced from 2 exons. The coding region runs from base 72 to 1868 and encodes 598 amino acids. Lineage: Eukaryota; Viridiplantae; Streptophyta; Magnoliopsida; Brassicales; Brassicaceae. Gene Ontology annotation, biological process: transmembrane transport. Gene Ontology annotation, cellular component: membrane. The record is from RefSeq and is a predicted model, not a curated record. Gene Ontology annotation, molecular function: transmembrane transporter activity.